UUUGAUGCUUCUUGCUUAGGUGACUCGGCGGGAGGGGGUCUUUCAGUGUGUGUCUCUGCCUUGGCUUCCUCCCUCUGGUUCUCUCCAUUGAAGACAGAAAGUUAGAUUUUAAAAAACGCAGCAGAGAAGAGCAAAUCCAUGCUCAGACCCCAGACAAACCAAACUCUGGGGCAGUAGUCUUAAUUCUCAGGGACCUUUAAGUGUCUGGAUGCGGCGUUUAUGAGCUAGGAGUAUUUGGUUUGUUUCGUGUGUUUCCCUCCUCCCCCACUUUCUUCCUGGGCGAUUCUUAGAGGUGGGGACAGGAGAGCUGUAGGGCUGAGCCGGGAUCCUUUGCCAGAGCGGUUUCUUCAUUUUCGACGAGGUGGCAGAUAUUUUACUGUAGCCUGAGUUGGGAUCUUGGAACAACGCUCCCCAGCCCAGGACAUGCCAGAGCUGUAAGUCUUUGCUGCCUUCUGUUCCAGCGGAUCUGAUUCCUGCUCUGUAGCUUUCUGAAGGAUUGAAGUUGGGCAUCAUAAGUGACACUCAGCUGCUACCUGACUGCAGACCACAGCAAGAGCUUUGUAUAUAUUUUUCAGUUAAAACGAUAAUGACUUUCUUGGAAUUUAAUCACAGCAGAGCCUGUUUUCCGUGUAGCCUGAAAGAAUGCUUGACUACAAUCAGUAAUUCUUCAGAGAUCUUAUAAAACCACUUUAUGCCAAACAACUGAGUGACUUUGGGUUGGUUAGCAGGAACCUUAAGAAUUAUAGACAACAAUUUACCUUCUGGACUAUUCAGCAACUGCUACCCAGAGCUGUUGUUGCUGAAAUACCAUGUCUAAGAACUUGGAGCUCAUCAAUCUGUCAUUUUUAUUAGAUCAUGAGAAGGAAAUGAUCCUGGGAGUCCUAAAGAGAGAUGAAUAUUUGAAAAAAGUGGAAGACAAGAGAAUAAGGAAGCUGAAAAAUGAACUCUUAGAAGCAAAACGCAGAAGUGGGAAGACUCAACAGGAGACCAGCAGAGUCUGUGUUCACUGUCAAAGACACCUGGGCCUAAUCUUUGACCGUGGUGACCCAUGCCAGGCCUGUUCACUGAGGGUAUGCAGUGCAUGUCGGGUCACAGGCCUUGAUGGCAGCUGGAAGUGCACUAUCUGUGCCAGAGUCUCGCAGCUAAGGAUUAUAACGGGUGAAUGGUUUUUUGAAGAAAAGGCAAAGCGUUUCAAGCAAGUCAAUGUUCUAGGCACUGAUGUUGUCCGGCAGUCCAUUUUAAGAAGAAGUCCAGGAGUUGAAGAAGUACAAAGUCAAGAGCAAACCUACCAGAAUGCAGAAAAGUCAGACACUUCACCUUCUGCUGGGCAGAAGACCAGCCAUGAUGGACCCAAGAGAAAGGGAUUUCUUCUUAGCAAGUUCAGAUCAGCAACCAGAGGAGAAAUCAUAACUACAAGGACUGAAAGUGGACGGAGCUACAGCUUGGACUUAGACAGCCAAAAUUUUCAGAGUUUAAAAUCAGUCUCCAGUUCAGACAGGGGGAGCACUGAUUCAUCAGAUCUCAAUGACCGAGAGGCUGGUCCCGGGACCCCAAAGAGCAGCCGGAGCAGUGGUGUGACCCCAGUCACUCAGAGGUCACCAGCACCAAGCACACGCAGUGUGACUUCCAUCAACAGCAGAGAGCGUGGUUUUGACAGUUCCAUGGUUUUGACUGCCACUGAAAGCACCUCUGAGGAACUCAUAAAAAGUCAUCAUAGAAACACUUCAGGCACACCUUCCAUAGCAGUGUCUGGGACCUCCGUUUCCUCUGACCGCAGUCGAUCUGAGUUAGAUUUGAGUGAGUCAUGCACUGAUGACUUAGAGGAUUCUGUAAGCAUAAGAAGCAAAUCCGUUCCUGGGACUUUAGACAAAGACAUGAACUCUUUGGAAGAGACUGAAGAGGGCAUUGAGGACAUAGUGUCCUCUCAGUUCUCUGCGAACACCCACAGUCUGGCAAGUGGCCUCUCUACGAAUUCUCAAGCAGGAUCUGAAAGAAAAUGGAACUACUUAAAUGUGCCUGAUGCUGACUCAGACACUACCAGCCUUAACAGCAUGAUGAGUGUUUACAGUGAAACAGGAGACUAUGGCAACGUGAAGGUCAGUGGGGAAAUUCUUCUCCACAUCAGCUACUGCUACAAAACCGGCGGGCUCUACAUUUUUGUCAAGAAUUGCAGAAAUCUAGCCAUAGGAGAUGAAAAGAAACAAAGGACAGAUGCUUAUGUCAAGUCAUACCUUCUUCCUGACAAGUCCCGAAACAAUAAGCGCAAGACCAAAAUCAGAACAGGCACUAAUCCAGAAUUCAAUGAAACACUAAAGUAUACUAUCAGCCACACCCAGCUGGAAACAAGAACUCUGCAGCUCUCAGUGUGGCACUAUGAUCGAUUUGGACGGAACAGCUUUCUUGGAGAGGUGGAGAUUCCUUUUGACUCAUGGAACUUUGAAAAUCCAAGUGAUGAGUGGUUUGUGCUUCAGCCUAAGGUGGAGUUUGCUCCUGAUGUUGGCCUUCAAUACAAAGGAGAGCUGACAGUUGUAUUACGUUACAUUCCCCCAGAGGAGAACCUGAUGCUUCAAUCCCCACAACUUGAAGGAAAGAAGACCUUUAAGAAAGGAAAGAAGAAGGAGUCACCUGUAAUCUCUGGAGGAAUACUAGAAGUGCUCAUCAAAGAGGCAAAGAACUUGACAGCAGUGAAAUCAGGAGGCACUUCUGACAGCUUUGUGAAGGGCUACCUGCUCCCAGAUGAUAACAAAGCCACCAAGCACAAAACUCCGGUUGUGAAAAAGAGUGUUAACCCUCAGUGGAAUCAUACUUUCAUGUUCAGUGGCCUGCAUCCACAGGAUAUAAAUAAUGUUUGCCUAGAACUUACCAUCUGGGACAAGGAGGCCUUUUCCAGCAACAUCUUUCUUGGAGGAGUUCGUUUGAAUUCUGGAAGUGGUGUGAGCCAUGGGAAGAAUGUGGAUUGGAUGGACGCUCAGGGAGAAGAGCAACGCCUCUGGCAGAAGAUGGCUGACAACCCUGGGACUCCUAUCGAGGGGGUACUCAUGCUCCGUUCCAGCAUGGGGAAGUGUAGGCUCUGAAGGAAUCAGUUCUCCACGAAUGAAGUCUCCAGGAACUGUCUGCUUGCCAUCUUCUACCCAUAGCAGGCUGGAAUCUGGGGUUCUAGUUCCCUGUUAUUUUUCACCUGAAGGUAUUGUGACAUGAAGGAAGAGAUGUCACUGUUAUGAACAUUUAGGAUCUUGCUGAGUGCCUAAAAAAAUACAUGUACCUCUCUAUGUCCAUAGGCCAGGCCUUCUUCAGUGUUUGUUACAAAAUGCAUCACAUUGUCCAGUCAAUAAGCAAAUUAUGCAAUAGUUCAUAGGCUUUGUACUAACUAUUGUUGAUAUUAGGGAGGGGCUCCCCAGAAUUUUUCUAAUGUGAGUUAUUUUAAAUUUCUUCCAAUGGUUGGAGGAUGAAGGGGACCACUGGGAAGGCAGAUCACUUGAAGAGUCAGAAUAAGGGGUACUGCCACCCGUUGCUCAUCCUAGAUAUUCUCAUGAACCAAAGAAGCUAUGGUGGGGAUGGUUCCUCAGGCAAAGUAGUGGUUGUGUUAUUCUUUCAAAUUUGUGGAUUGACCAGGUAAUGCACCAAGAUGGUCUGACAGAGCUUUCUAUGGUGACUUCACAAUUUAUCAUCUAGAUCAGCCUACUAACCAGAGUGAAAAGAGCUAGAUAAUGACACCAGAAAAUCAGAUGUAAACUAGAAUUGACCAGGGAAACAUGGGAUGUGGCAUCACCCUACUGAUGAUAUAGCUAGUAGAGAACUCUGUCAUAAACAUGUAUUUUAUAAAAUGGUCUAAGCCAUUAACUAAAAGGGAAUAAGGAAUAAUGGUCAGUUUUAUGUCCUUUCACAUUUUGUUCAUUAAGGAGAAUAGUUUAUUGAAAGGUAGGUGUUCUACCGACGGCUUCUUCUGUCCCUCUUCUGCACUGUUAUGGAGAGAUCCAUGGAUUCUAUUCAUUUUUCCCCUCAUUUCUCCUUCCCAGAGUUUUCUUUAGCUCCUUUUAUAGUGGUUAGCUAUUGCCAAAAUAAUGAUGGUUGACAAACCACUCCAAAUGUCAAUGGCGUGGCUUAAAAUGACAAUCCUUUUUGCUCAUGAUUGUGAAGGUUGGCUAAGUGAUCUCUGCUUCUUGCUACAGACAUGAAGGUCUAGAUCAUCUGCUCAAAUCACAUUCUCUUUAUCCCAAAUCAAUAAAAAGAGCAUGGUGAUGGCAGAGAUGCAAUAGAAUGAGUACCACUACUCAAGUGCAUUUAGAUUCCCUGCUUUUGCUGACUAUUGCUAUCCCUUAAGUCCAAGGAAGUCAUAUGGCCAAGUGUAAAAUCAAGAGGCAGGAAAGUAACAUUCUGCCCACAAUAAAGUCAAGAGAAGCAUUGAAGAUACAGGAAGAGAUAAAGAAUUGGGGCCAAUAGUUCAAUGUUUAUGCUUUCUAUCACCUGAAAUUCAAGAUACUUUGGUCACCAAACUUAAAUGCAAAGGUGGUUAAAGCUAGAAGGGUGUUUCAAGCCUGAUUCCUCAUUUGGCAUGUUCCCAAACCCAGGGAGCUGAGGUGACUUGCCCCGGGUCAUACCGAGACUGAAUAUGGACAUAAAUUUUAGGCUAGACUUCUUUCCACUGCCAUCCUUACCAUGAUGCUAUGUUUAUUUAUUAAGGAGGUAAGAAUAGAUUAUUUGAAUAUGUACUUACUUGACCCAAGUAUAUUCUAGAGUCAUAGUCUAGCCCAUUAGCUCAGUUUUUUCACUUGAAUUUAUAUAAAAUUCUUCAAUGUAUAAAUUUAUUAUUAGUAGUAACAGGUCUAAAAUCAGUUUCAAGUUUAUUCUUACUAGUUGUCCUAAAUUUCUAGAUUUCUUCUUGAAUUUUGAAAAUCGAUGCAGGCUUUCUAGAAGGAGUUCAGGAGGAUUCCCUCCCUUUCAAUUGUUUUGAAUGGCUUGAGAAGAAUUUGAAUUAGUUCUUUAAAUGUCUGGUAGAAUUCAACAAUGAAGCCACCCAGCCCUGGGCUUUUCUUUGUUGGGAGGAUCUUUAUUACUGAUUCAAUUUCUGUCUUGGUUAUUGGUCUGCUUAGGUUUUCUGUCUUCAUGGCUCAAUUUCGGUAGAUGGUAUGUGUCUAGGAAUCUAUCCGUUUCUUCUAGGUUUCCUGAUUUGUUGGCAAACAGCUCUUUGUAGUAAUUCCUGAUGAUUCUUUUUAUUUCUGUGAUGUCUGUUGUUACAUUUCCUUUUUCAUCUCUGAUUUUAUUGAUUUGAGUCUUGUCUCUCUCUCUUUUUUUUUUAAGUUGGACCAAUGGUGUCUCAAUUUUUUU
This is a messenger RNA of Oryctolagus cuniculus (rabbit), 5325 nucleotides long. The record is from RefSeq and is a predicted model, not a curated record. Lineage: Eukaryota; Metazoa; Chordata; Mammalia; Lagomorpha; Leporidae.